Messenger RNA from Physcomitrium patens, 2162 nucleotides. Its product is annotated as sulfhydryl oxidase 1. Gene Ontology annotation, biological process: protein folding. Gene Ontology annotation, molecular function: protein disulfide isomerase activity; flavin-dependent sulfhydryl oxidase activity. Gene Ontology annotation, cellular component: Golgi membrane. The record is from RefSeq and is a predicted model, not a curated record. NCBI's taxonomy places the organism in Eukaryota, Viridiplantae, Streptophyta, Bryopsida, Funariales, Funariaceae.
CAUUUUAAUAAUGCAAACUGAACCCAACUGGCAUUGCUUUUUUGCUAAUCCAUACAAUCAAUGGCGAUGUGUGUGUUUGUGAGUUUCGGUGAAGUGAACGAUGGCGUUGGGUUGGAGAAAUCGGUGCAAGUAGAACUUGUGCAAGUGAUUGGAUAACUGGGUUCGGUGCCGAAUCAAGCUCCGGUUGCUGGAUUCAUGUUGCAGCAAUGUUGUCGUAGCGUGAUGCGUGGUUUUGCCCAAGAUUCCGUUGCUUCAGUUGUUGCUGAGAAAUCGUUACAAAUUUGGGUGGAGAUGGUGACGAGGUCGUGGUGAUGUACAAAAUCGAUCGUUAUUCGUACGUGAUUGGGUUGAUGGGGGCGUGGAUCUGGAUCCCUGAAAAAAAACGAGUGAGGGGGAGGAAGAUGGCGGGUGAGAGGAACUGGGCUAGCAUGUGGGUAGCAGCUCUGCUGUUAGUGGGUGGCGUUGGAAGCGUGCUGGGUAACGAAGACGAUUGUGCUGUUGAGCUUUAUGACAAGAUAUUCCACCCGAGUCUGGCGCAGACGAAUACUCCAUAUGCACUCGUGGAGUUUUUCGCGUCUUGCCUAAAAGCGUUUUGAAAUCAUGUCUGUGUAGGUUACCGGAGUGCCAGCAGUUCAAGCCACAUUACGAGCGUGUGGCAUGCUUAUUUAAUGAUCCGACUGGAAUUCAUGAGGGUGAGGUGUACGUCACCAUGGUCAACUGCGCUCUAGAGUCUAACAAGGGCCUCUGCGAGCGCUUUGAUAUUCAAUCGUAUCCGACAUUAUAUUGGGGACCUCCUAGAGUCUUUGCGUCCGGCGAUGGGGGUUUUAAGCAAACGUUAGGACUGGAAUCUGUUGCUGGAGCGACUGUUAGCAGUGCUGAAAGUUUACUUGAAUGGAUAAACACGCGCAUUAAGAAAAAGUACUCACUGAAUGACGUAAGACCGGGAACUCCAAACACCGAAACUGAAAUAUCAAAGCAGGAGUUCUCGGAGGAGCUUGGCAUUUGGGAGGUCCAGCCACAAAACUACCACAUAGCCAUGAGAAUCAUCAAAAUUCCUGGAAUGCUGCAUGAUGUUGAAGAAGCCACCGCGUAUGCUUUUUCAUACAUGUUGGAUGAGAAGAUGCUACGGUCAUCCAGUCACUCCUCUUUUCUGGAUUUUUUGCAUCUCUUGGAAAUGCAUCAUCCCUCACACAGGUGUCGGAUUGGGAGUGCAAAAUUGCUGCAGGAUUCAACGAAAUGGUGGCCUGCCAGCCAGUUUCAACCUACAAAUGCAUUGAGGAAGCAACAGUUGUGCGGUCCAGGCAUACCUCGUCGCUUCUGGAAAGCUUGCGAUGGAAAAGGUCGCGGUUACAGCAGGACUCAUCAAACAGCAGGACAGAGUAUCGUAGUAAGAACGAAACAGUUUCUGGCGGUUACCUGUCAUUUCAAGCACAAAGCUCAUCUCAAGGCUCUUCGUUGGCUGCCCUCUCACUUAUCUAACUUUUCCCUUUGCAGCUGCGGAUUGUGGCUAUUGCUUCAUUCAUUGACAGUUCGAGUACAAGAAUUUGAGGCUACCUUUGCUAAGUUAGCAAUAGAAGCAUUUGUUGACGACUUCUACAAAUGUGAUCAUUGUCGUGAUCAUUUUCGAAAUGCAACCACCAGAAGUCAAGCUAGUUCACAAAUAAGUAAGAGGGACCUGGUCCUAUGGCUGUGGAGGAUCCACAAUAUGAUCACUGAGGUUGUUGCAUCAGAGGAACACAAAACGGAAGGAAAUUCGUCGAAGUUGUGGCCAGCAGAGAAUGACUGUCCCGCAUGCCGCGACAAAACCAGCAGCUUGACUUUCGACUGGGACGAGGAGGCUGUGUACUAUUACCUAAUGGACUUUUAUGGGCCUUCUCCUCAGAACCCUGGAAAUGGGAUGAAAGUACGCUCUGCAUAUGACUCAAGGCCCGUUGCGCCAUACUGGGCUGCUGUGGGUAUCGCUGUAGUUGGCAGUGGAUUCGCUUGUGCGACAUACUACUACUUGCGCACAUUCUCAUUACGAUCUAAGUACCUGCUUACUUGACUUUUACUAUCAUUUUUUCCGUCUUUACUUAGACUUCGACAAGAUUUUUUUCUUAUUCUUUUCACACAAGAAGAUGUGAAUCUAUUGCAAGUAAUAUUGUAGAGUGUAUUUUGGUGCA